AACACGUUGUUGGUGCUGCGAGGCUUCAGGUCGGGCAACGCCCGUUUUAAUGUCCGCAGUGUCCGCGCGGUUGGUUCUUUGUUUCGUGGAUCUGCGUCUACCCCAGUUGAUGAGAGAACACUCAGCCUCCACAUAUAUUACGUAUUGAGCGAAAUCCCGAAUGAAAUCCCGGUGAAAUCGUUCGCGGCUUCCGGUAUCGACGUCAAGCAAGGUGCCUGGGAAAGAAGGUCGUGAUGAUGGCACAGCUUGAACUAGACCCGCUAUUUCUGAAAGCCCUGCGCCUGCUUCACUCUAAAGCGAAGGACUCGGCGGAACAGCUACGCCAACUCAUUGAAGACACGCUUGCCCAAAGACAAAGCCUAGGCGUGUCAUCCGGAAAGGACACCAAAAGUGUGCUCAACACAAUAAAGCUGGAAAACGACCUGAAGGGUUCCCAUGCUCUGAGCAAGAGGCAGUCGCCUAAACAUGAACUGGGAGGUGCCCCACGUCUCUUUGGUUCCGAUGACGUUAAAAAGAAGGAACUGCCCCUGGAACGGAAGCCCGUCAUAGCACCCGUCACAUCACUUCCACUGAAAUCUGAACCCAGCUCUGCCAGCAGUGAGGUAACUGGUUUAUUUGAAUCGAAACGUCCAAGAACAGAAUCUCCAACUCAGCAGUCACAGUCAUCUUCCCCAGCAAGUCGGAUAGCGUCGUCGUCGUCUCCUACGUCCAGCAGUGAAGCGGAAGACUUUGCAAUUGAAAUGGGUCUAGUCUGCGUCGUCUGCAACCAACUGGAUGUGACUGCAAAGAACCAGUUAAUAGAAUGCCAUGAAUGUCACUGCCUUUAUCAUCAGGAAUGCCAUCGUCCUCCUGCUACAGAUUACGACGUGAACGAUCCUCGUUUUGUGUGGUAUUGUGCACAGUGUACAAAGAAGAUGAAGAAGAUGGCAACAAAGCCAGCAAAGCCGGCAUCGAAGCCAGUAUUUGGAGUUCCCAGGGAACUCACACCUCCCAGCAAGCCAGAGACGCCACCACCUCUAACGUCCCAGCCGUUCAAGAGGGCUGAACUCAAGGUACCACCAGUGACAUUAGGUGGCGGUCCAAACAAGCCAAUUGGUCUAGCGGGGCUUGCAGCAAAUCUAAGCAAGCCGAAGCCCCUCAAGCCUGCCUCUUCGUCCUCAUCCUCCUCCUCUUCAUCCUCCUCGGCAAACGCCACGAAAUCCCUCCCUCUCCCACCUUCAUUCUCGGGGCUCUCGAGCCUCGCCAUGGCUGCAGCCAAGGCUGGAACAACAACUACACCAUCGCUAUCGGGACGUCCUGGCAAUGGCAACGGCGGCGGCAGUGGCGGACUAGCGGCACUGCAGCGGAGUAGUAGCGGUGGCACGAUGGGAACCUCAGCGAAUCCCAGUGCGGCCACUUCGGGAUCCCGCGGAGUUUUGGGGAACGGAAACGGUGGGGGAUCCGGCAAUAACGGAGGCGGGAGCAGUGCAUCAACGCCAUUGUCUGUGGCGGGAGGCAAUGGAAAACAGGCAUCGUCUUCUAUGUUGAUGUCAGCUGAUAAACGGUUGCAGAUUAUGAAGAAAAAGGCUGCAGCAAAAAUGCAGGAGAAACGGAGGGUAGUGCCGAAGUAGCGACAGACCUGCAUCACAAGAAACUGAACUUUUGUCCACGACGCCUGGAAUUCUUAAAGAGUUCGUAGGACUUUUCUCCCCCACGUUUCAAGCUAGUCCUAGUACAAUUUUAAACCACUCAUGGUGUUGUCUUCCUUCCAAAUGAACUUUCCACCACUCUAUACUGCACAUAGGUCGGUCAUCAACAUUGCAGUUCACGUGUCGUAGCAAAACCGAAUGACAAUCUUGGCACCUCACAAGUGGGUGCGAUUCAGGACAGUUCGCGACACUGCACAAGGUUUGCAGCCGACGUACGCCCCUCAUCCAGCUGUACAAGGUUGCCAUCCUCGUCAAACAGGAGCUGCGUGCUGUGUUCGUCCUUCGUUGCAGUUGAUGCUGCUUCUUUGCAACGAAGCAACCUCAGCGUGUGAAGGAGGUCGUCCUGUCGCAGUUCAUCGCUGGAAGGAUUUAAGUGGACUGCUGUGCUGAAACUCCGCAGAGCCUGUGAAUUUAGAAAGCAUUUUUGUCUCCAUAGUGGGUCAGAAAUGGGAGCAAAUAAACGUGGCUCGCAAACGUA
Ornithodoros turicata is the source of this 2166-nucleotide messenger RNA. RefSeq names its product integrator complex subunit 12-like. Gene Ontology annotation, biological process: snRNA 3'-end processing. Gene Ontology annotation, cellular component: integrator complex. The record is from RefSeq and is a predicted model, not a curated record. Bases 234 to 1610 code for a protein of 458 amino acids. The transcript has 9 exons. Lineage: Eukaryota; Metazoa; Arthropoda; Arachnida; Ixodida; Argasidae.